This is a messenger RNA of Monomorium pharaonis (pharaoh ant), 1085 nucleotides long. RefSeq names its product longitudinals lacking protein, isoforms F/I/K/T-like. The record is from RefSeq and is a predicted model, not a curated record. Lineage: Eukaryota; Metazoa; Arthropoda; Insecta; Hymenoptera; Formicidae. The transcript has a single exon. Bases 1 to 354 code for a protein of 117 amino acids.
AUGUACAAGUCGGGUACACUUGUGCGUGAUAUGUCAUCAAUUGCUUUUAUUAACCGAUCUGACAUUGGUGUUUCAGCAUUAUGGUCUUGCAAAAGGAUACACGGAUACAUCGAUGAUGCGCAACAUCAGCAACAAGGAAAUGUCGACACGCGUGAGAGGACUUACGUGUGUGCGGAUUGCGGCAAAAGUUACGCGGUAAAAAGAUCCCUCUGGAGGCAUCGGAAGUUCGAGUGCGUGAAUGCAAAACCGAGAUUCAGCUGUGACAUAUGCUCGUACAAGAGUCCUCACAAGUGGUGCAUCAACAAACACAGGAAGAAGCAUCACGAGAUCUUCUACAAUCACUUUUCCAAUUAGAGCUCGUAACAUUGAACGUUGUUCUUGUGAGGAAACAAUUCGUUUAUUUUACUCACAUAAAUGAAAAAUUUGACGUGACUUAUGGCACGUGAAAAUAAAUUCCGCUUGACCGCAAAUAUCCUUCGGAUGACUUUUUAAUUCACUUUGUCGUGGAUUAAAUUUGAAAUAAAAAUUUUUAUGCACGAAAGGAUAUUCUAUUUGGAAUUAUAUAAAUGAGGUAAACGAUUUUUAUGUUUUUUUUUGGCUCAACAUUACCUCUAGUUUUUCAAUUAUUGAACAUGCCACUAUAACUUUUUACAUGAUUAUAUCGAUAAAAAACUCGUACUUUCUAAAUAAAUAACAUAUAAUCGAUAUGUAAAUACAUUCAAAUAUAAUAAUUAGUAGUCAAUUUGAUUGAUGCAAUAUACUAUUAUUACAGGUUUUUUAUAUUAAAGUUGAUAGUUUAAAAUAUUCCAUUUUAUUGAAGUAAAAGUAAGCAUUUUAAUAUUAAUUAUUGAAUGACUGCAAUAUAUUUAUGAAAUUUAAAUUGUUGAAAAAUUUUUCUAUUUAUAUUAGAGUAUUUAUGUAUUAUAUAGUGAAAUUUUUUAAAAUAUUUCGUCGAAAUUUUCGUAUUUAUGCUUUUAUACAUGACUUAUGUAAAUUGUGUUGUAUGACUGUGUAUAUAAAUAAUAUGAUAUGUAAUAUAUUAAACGUGAAAUAAACUGAAAGUUCUUGUUGUCAGGCACAAUGAC